Molecule: messenger RNA, 3612 nt
Organism: Toxoplasma gondii ME49
Lineage: Eukaryota; Apicomplexa; Conoidasida; Eucoccidiorida; Sarcocystidae
Product: phosphoacetylglucosamine mutase
Exons: 8
Coding region: 626-3583 (985 amino acids)
Biological process (GO): carbohydrate metabolic process; UDP-N-acetylglucosamine biosynthetic process
Molecular function (GO): phosphoacetylglucosamine mutase activity
Source: RefSeq, a predicted model, not a curated record
GGGCAUUCGGAAUACAAGAAGACACCUGAUCCAGACCACUGAAUGUGUUAAUGUCUUCAACGCGCAUCCGAGUCGUCAAGCGUGCAGCCAGUGCGCCCGUUGUUAACUCUGUCUCGGUUCCGCUUCCCCUCUCUGUUCGUUACUGGCUUAUUCCUUUUUUCUGGAUUUCUUUUGGGCAUUUUUUCUGUCUGUUUCACUUUUCAAGAGCUGAGGCACGCUGCAUCGGGUAUCGCCCCUCGUGUAUGAGAAACGGGAAACGGCACGGAAUUGUUCAAGACAUGUCGCCGGGAGACAGGUGCAGCUCCCAGUCUCCCUGUCACAAAGCCCAUUUUUGACUGCUUCUCGCCUUGACAAAGAAAACUGGAAUUCUGCCUCACAGGAGUUUCUGUGUCAGUUCUUCAACGGGACCCACCACCGGUUUCCGUGUCUACAUUCCAAUGUUCUCAUCGCGGUGCUUCUCCUUCCCCUUGGGAGUGCACGAGAGAAGCUUCGUUCCGAGCACAGUUGUCAGUCAGAGGUGAAGGCCGGUGAUUUUUCAGGGAAGAGCACAGGUCUCUUUUGAAAAUCCUCUCCAUCUCAGUCUCACCAAACCACUUUCACACAGUUUUACCGCCGCCCUUCACCGAUGGCGAACGGGGCUACCCCUGAAGAGAGGUCUGCAUCGACCAGCUUCGAAUCCAGCCAGGACUCGGCUGUUCAUUUGCCAGGAAGGUCCAUCUCGUUCAAAAAUCUUGCGGCGUCUGUAUCCCUGUACCCAGCAAUUCGGAAACGGCGAUUCAACUACGGAACAGCAGGUUUUCGUGCGGACGCGGAGCUCCUGCCGCAUGUGGUUCACCGGUGCGGACUUCUUGCUGCGCUUCUCGCGGUCGACCAGCAGCGAAGAGAAGAAGCAAAGAGUCGAGCGGAACAGAGAGGCCACAGCCCAGAGAAAACAGGCAGUACCGUCGGCGUCUACGUCGGCUGUAUGAUCACCGCGAGCCAUAAUCCUGUGGAAGACAACGGAGUAAAGCUCGUCGGCCGCGAUGGCUGUCUCCUUCCACCAGUCUGGGAGCGCUAUGCUGAAACCUUGGUGAACGCUGCCUUCGUCGACUGCGAAAGGCGAGAGGGCGGAUCCGGUCGCCAUAGACACGCAAACACCUCCGUUAAAAAGGCGGGGGCAAAUCUCAGCACGGACGCCACUCUUUCCGGGAGAAAUCACCCAGAAGUCGGCAAAGGCGACACGGAGUGUGAGAGCGCCGCGUCGGAACUGAAAGUGUUGCAGGAGAUCGUUGAAGAGCUCUUCGAAAAGGAAGAGUCGCAAACAGGUGUGCGCAAGCAUCGUGACCAGAAACAGGAACCUUCACAAGAGACACAGACGUCUACGUUAAAGCCUUCUCCGACUCCGCUGUUCCCAUGCGUCAUUGUCGGGAGAGACAACAGACCGUCUUCAAGGCGGCUUCAGGACGCGUUCGAGGCCGGUGUACGCGCUCUGGGCGUCCGACUCGUUUCUCUGGGGCAAGUCACCACGGGCCAGCUGCAGUUCAUUGUGAGACAGCAAAACGCGAAAAUGCAAGAAGGAAACGAGAACGGGGAAGAGACAGCACAACUCGCGGGGCAGACGGAAGAGCGAGACGAGUGGGAGAAGCGACAAGACGCGAACGGAAGAGAACAAGGCGAGGACGAAGGGAACAAGUUCGUCCACGGGUACUAUGCCCACUUUGCGAAGGUGUUCUCCGCAUUCAUGCAGCAGGCAAGAGAGUUGAAGGAGCAGGCUCGGAGGGAACAGGGGGAGCAGCACGGCGGGAAAGGCCAGGAAGAAGCAAACGGCGCAGGGCGAGAUCUCGAUCCUCCCCAUUCUGUUUCUUUUCCUUCUCCUACGCUCUUCCUUGACGCGGCAAACGGUGUCGGAGGUCCCUGCAUGAAGCCCUUUGUACGCAUGCUCAUGACGGAAGCGGGGAUAUCUCUGGUUAUGCGCAACGAAGGGAAUAAAAGCCAAGAAGUGUGUAUUUUUGCGAGAGGAGGCGAGGGAGAAAGACGCAUGCAGGAGCACGACAUAUGCACAGAAGGAGAAGAAAGGAACAUGAAGGAAGGCCUCAAUGUUCUCUGCGGCGCGGAACAUGUGCAGAAGCUCAAGACCUUACCCAGGAAUUUUGGCGGUCCAGGAGACGCGUCGGAAGGUACUCUUUGUGCCUCUUUCGACGGGGAUGCUGAUCGUCUGAUCUUCUUCACUUGGGAGCGGAAGCGCUCUUCACAUCUGUCUUCUCUUCCGCCGUUGCCGGAUACCUGCUUCGACCCACAGCGGCUGUGCUCGCGAGAUGAGGUUGUGCGGGAAGAGCUGCAGCGUGCGUUUUCCCUGUCAGAUGAAUCGUCUUUCUGCACGCGCCAAAGCGCUUCUCGGGGAGGCCGAGGAGACGAAGAUCUCCAAGAAGGCGAACGCGAGGCGAACCAUCGAUCCACGCUUUCACAUGGCUGUGACAGUCGAGGAGAGCCGCGUGCGGGAGAAGGCCUGUCAUUGGAGAGGCGAGAUGGACAGGAGAAAAACGACGGAAGGGAAAAGGACAGUGGGCGACGGGAAGGGUCGCAGGAACAGUUUGACACAGAAUCCCACAAUGACUGCCCCCUCUCCUGUGGAGAUGUCUCCGCGAACGGGCAAGCCGUGAAACGGAUGACGUCCUCUGCCCUCGACAUGAGUGGGGAAGACGCGCUCAGGAUGCGGCUCUACGACGGCGACCGCAUUGCUUGUCUCGUCGCGCUGACGCUUCUCAGUCUGCUCAAACAAGCUCUGGGGAAAAGAGAGAACGGACGGUCUGCUUCCUGUUGCACGAUGGCUUCUGCCUACUCGCCUGUAUCUUCCUCUUCUUCCCCCCAGUUGAGCUUGUGCGUGGUGCAAACGGCGUAUGCGAAUGGCGGGAGCACAGCUUUUCUAGAGAAGCUCCAGGCAGCUGCUAGCUCUCUCUCCGCCUCAGGUGUUCUGCUAGAGCUUGCAUGCGUCCCCACUGGAGUCAAGCAUCUCCACCGCCGAGCGGACGAAGGAUCCCUUGGGGUCUACUUUGAAGCCAAUGGUCACGGGACGGUUGUGCGAGAUGACUCUCAGCUGGAUCUGUGGGCGCGUGCGCACGGGCUGUCUAUGGUUGCAGAGUGGAAACUUCUCCGAGAAUUCGUGAAUCUCUUCAAUGCGGCAACAGGCGACGCACAGACGAACUUGCUCGCAGUCGUUGCGGCGCUCUCGUGGCUGGACAUGACUCCCCAACAGUGGAGCGACUUGUACGACGACCGGCCCUGCCACACCCUCAAGGUUUCACUUCCACGCAGGGUUCUUGACACGCUGAAUCCCGAUCCCUGUCAUGAGAAGAGACUGCUGGAACCUGAAGACCUGCAGGCUUGGAUCGACGAAGCCGUUGAAACAACCGGCCCGUUCUGUAGAAGUUUCGUCCGACCCUCGGGCACUGAAGACGUCUGUCGAAUAUACGUGGAAGCUCCGGACUCUGUUUCUGCCAGGACCCUCGGCUCUGUUGUCUCGGAACUCGUUGUCCAGUACGCCGCGCUCCUGGAGAGAACAUGCGACGAAGGAGAUGGCCAAAAAGCAAGAGGGGAAGUGAGAUAACGAAUCCAAAACGUUGGCUUAUAUGCGCA